Molecule: messenger RNA, 10568 nt
Organism: Xyrichtys novacula (pearly razorfish)
Lineage: Eukaryota; Metazoa; Chordata; Actinopteri; Labriformes; Labridae
Source: the annotation of a GenBank genome assembly
UUUGGCGCAUUUGCUUUUCCGUAGUUGCGGAAGUAGCGUUUCACAACCACCAGGAUCCCGGCGUGACAUUCACCGGGUUGUCAAGAGUCCGGGGUCGUGUGUAAAAGGGGACUAAGACCACCUAGAGCAGUUUUCGAGAUGAGAGUACUACAAGCUGGUCUUGCUUUGAGCAAAAAGCAUCUCUCAGCACCAGGAAAUGUCACUCUUAAAAAGGUAACGUAGGGUGAUCACGGUGUCCCCGAUUGUACCAGAUUUGGCAUCUACGUCGUGUCGUCUUGCUACCAGUCUCUUGCAUUUCACAAUAGGUAAACAGAGAUAAAUGGACUCUGAUUUUGACCUUGUUUUCUUGUUUUAAUACCCACAGAUUCUCAUAAACAGCUGUAGAUCAUGUUCCUCUGGUGUUUUUCCCAAUGAGAGGAUCCGCAACAUCGGGAUCUCAGCUCACAUCGACUCAGGGAAGACCACCCUGACCGAGCGUGUCCUCUACUACACCGGCAGGAUAGCAGAGAUCCACGAGGUGAGGCCUGGACAGACCUUUAUUUAUCUAUUUGUGUAUAUUUGAUAGGGAUGUGGCUGUAAAGGUCACGUGUGCUGAGUGUUAUUUCAUAUCUCAGGUGAGGGGGAAGGACGGUGUGGGGGCCACUAUGGACUCUAUGGAGCUGGAGAGACAGAGGGGUAUCACCAUCCAGUCAGCUGCCACAUACACCAGAUGGAAGAAUCAUAACAUCAACAUCAUUGACACACCAGGUAACAAACUGUUGUGUCUGUAUUGGCCCUCAGUUCUGUGGUAAUAUGGGAAGAUUUAAUAAUCCUGUUUUAUAAUCUCAUACAUUGGGUUUUGCAUUAAUGAUUCUGUACCCUUUUUGAUCCCAACAUGUCAGUCAACCCCGAUGACCCCCCUUUGAAGCACAGGUUUAUUUGUAAUAGUUGCUAAAAGCCAAGUCAAGAAAACCUUGUUGUUGUCCUCUCUGUGGUUACGGUCAAACGAGGUUCCAGGGCCUUUUCAGGACAUGUGAAUAAGUAGAGUGUUGAAUUAUCUUAUCACACAGUAGCUGUUAAGAACACCAAUACCAAUAAAAUUAGCAUAGAAGCAAAAAAUAUUUUUAUUUUUAUGUGGGCAGGGGAGAGUGGGGUAAGUUGAGCCACCCCCUGUUGCUUGGAAAUGGUAAAAGAUUCGUAGGGAUACGGCUCAACCUGAGACCACUUUUUUGGCAUGCUAAAUUAUCAAGACAGUUAUGUUUACACUCAUUCUGUUGGUUUGCAGGGAUUCACAACAUCCUGAAAUAUAUGCAGAUACACUAGUUAGAGACAAAACUAUGAUUGCCUUGAUCUUACCCCACUUUUCCCUGUCUGAUGUAAGGAGGUGAACAAACUCACUGUUAUUUGUAAGGGGAAUCUGCAGUGUCAGCAUUUAAUUUUACCAGAACUUAUCUUCUCCUAGCUGGACUUACAGUACUUUUUGUGUGAAGGUAGUGCGUGUUGGAAAGUUAUUAGCAAGACUAGUAGUAUUGUUUAAUUGUUAAUGUGUACUUUUUAGUGUAAAAGUUGGAUAACGAUCAUAUUCCACACUUAAAGCUAUUAAAAAAGGAGCUGUUUUUUACUUUUACUGACUGACUCUGUGUUGUUUAAUAUAUGUAGUUACCUCCAUUGAGAGAUGCUACAUCUUUUGCACUGUCCCAUAUGCUCAGCAUCAUAAAUAAUGAUAAAUAUUGAGACUGCUUUGGUGACUUAUACAGUCUCCAGCACUGUACUUCAUUAAUCAAACAGUUUGCCUUCUUUUUUACCAACAUUUUCUUUCAUAAAGUCACCGUCCCUGUUGUUUCCAUCAGGUCACGUGGACUUCACCAUCGAGGUGGAGCGAGCACUGCGAGUUCUGGACGGGGCCGUGCUGGUCCUGUGUGCGGUGGGAGGAGUCCAGUGUCAGACUAUGACAGUGAAUCGACAGAUGAAACGCUACAACGUUCCCUUCCUCACUUUUAUCAAUAAGCUGGACAGAAUGGGUGCCAACCCUGUCAGGGCGCUGCAGCAGAUGAGGUUCGACACACACAUCCUCAUCAGCUUCAUGUUGAGCUUUACUUUGACUCUCUGCACUGCUGGUGUAAUAAUAGUACAUGUAUGACUAUUGCUGCUUUUACACAUGUUUACAGUACUUCCCUUGUGUGUGUUCGAUAUAUACAGCUGGUUAUAUAAAUAGUUGACUUCAUUAUUCCAAAUAACUGUUUUUGUCAGCUGUGGUUUUUUCUUCCUUUAUUUAGGUUCCUCAUUUUAAUCAGUCUUUUAUCUGUCCUUUUUUCUUGUCCUCUUCAGAUCUAAACUGAACCACAAUGUAGCUUUUGUGAACAUCCCCAUUGGCCUGGAGGGGAACAUGAGUGGGAUCAUUGACCUUGUUGAGGAGCGGAGCAUGUAUUUCGAUGGGCCCUUUGGGUGGGUAAAUCCCCCUGUGGUAGCUUCACUGUCAAUACUUUCAUCUCUGUUAUAGUGCAAAAUAUGGACUUGGGGAGUCUUGCUCAAUUUCUCAUUUUCGUCAUCUCUGAAUUUAUAUCUCUGUUUCAAAACUUUGAAGACUCUCUUCCUGAAGAGUGUGAAACCAAAUUCAACUUUUUAUCCUCCCCGCAGUCAGACUAUCCGCUAUGACGAGAUCCCGGCUGAUUUCCGUGCUGAGGCUGCAGACAGGAGGCAGGAGCUAGUGGAGUGUGUGGCCAACGCUGAUGAAACGUUGGGGGAGAUGUUCUUAGAGGAAAAGAUCCCAACAAACGAAGACCUGAAGGUCUGUGUCCUGAGAAGGCACCAUCAGCAUUUUAUGAGUGAUUACGAAACAGUGGCGGUUUGAUACUGAUGUCUCUUUGUGAUAAAGAGUAAACAACAACAUCAGCUAGAGGACUGACAAUGUGACAGAGUUUUCUUUCUUUAAGAAUCUGUUAAUGCUCUCACUGGGUCAGAUUCUUAGAAAGAAAUACACAUUCCUGUGGGAAGGCUUUCACAGUGAGUGGUAGAUUUUGUGUGGAUAGAUAUAUGGUAUAAUUAAAAUUUUUAAAGCUUCUUUGAAAAGAGAGAACAUGUAUGAACCAUUAUAUAAAAUAUAAAAUAAUAUAAAAGCUCUCAAUGUUUUAGAAAUAAGCUGAUAAUGGCUUUUUCUUGAUUUAAGAGGAAAAUACUGGACUGUAUUAACAUCUUUCUGCACACCACUUCCUGUUAAAAAUAUGACCUAUAACUGUGACUCAAUGCCAGUUCUGAAAUAACUUACAGAACUUCUUUUCCAAAGUAUUAACUCCACAGUCAUACUAAGAGCUUGGUGAAGCUUUAUUUGGGGAACAUGGUCUUUGAGCUAAAAGUAAGAUAAGGGUGCUAGUAAACAAACAGUGGCGUAGCAUACACGCUGGCAUGAAGUAGUUUUAUUUACUUAUUUUGCCAUGUUGACCUCCUUAGAUCUGUCAGUGGUUAACUCACGAGGCAAUGUGUGAUAUUACAACAACCAAAGUCAGUAUGAGCCAUGCUAAGGCCACCCUGGAUGCAGAGGAUCAGUGUAAAAGAUCAAUUUAAGCUUAAUCCAGCCCCUAGUUAUUUUUUCAAGGCACUCCCCAAGCCCUCUAAAACCAUCCCUGUUCACCCAACCCUAAAUCUGUGUUGGAAAGCAAAUAUCAUUUUGUUGCCCAGUGCUCACAUCAUCUUCUUUCCUCAAGGCUGCGAUCCGCAGAGCCACAGUGCAGCGUCACUUCUCCCCGGUGUUGGUGGGCACAGCACUGAAAAACAAGGGGGUCCAGCCUCUCCUGGACGCUGUCUUGGAUUAUCUGCCCAACCCCUGCGAAGUCCAAAACUAUGCUAUCCUCAACGAUGAGUGAGUACUGAGCGGGGUCUUCAAUUUCUAAGCACUAAGUUUACUCAGGUAGUAAAAGUAGAUGGCGUUUGAUUCAUAUUGUGUAACAUUUAGCAUUAAAUCAUGUUUUACUUCUGUGUCAGAGAUUCAAGUGAAAAAUCAAAGAUUCUAAUGAACCCUACAAGAGACGCUGAAAACUCGUUUGUUGGUCUGGCCUUUAAACUGGAGGUGAGAAAUUACUCUUUGGUUUUACUUCUGCUUUUUGUUUCCACAGGAUAACAUUUUAAUCGUCCCAUUCUGCUGUUUCCUGUUGUGUUUGUCAUAAACAGGCAGGGAAAUUCGGCCAGCUGACCUACGUGCGUGUGUACCAGGGCUGUCUCAAGAAAGGAGAAUACAUCUACAACACACGCACGAGCAAGAGAGUCAGAGUUCAGAGGCUUGUGCGCCUCCACGCUGACCAGAUGGAGGUGAGAAUGAGCAAACGUUCAGCAGAAAGUCAGCGGUCUCAGUUUUCCACUUGUGGUUUGCAGUGUAAAAAGCAGACUAGCCAGAACUUUGAGGUUCCUCCUUUUCACCAGUAAAGUGUUAAGACAACAACCACAUCCUCUGUAACACCUGAAUGCCAUUUUCCAUCCUUUGGCAUCAAAACAAGACAUGAGGCUUCCAUCAUACGCUGUUACAAACACGUUUAAAUCAGCACAUUCAUCAGAUUUAACACCACUCUCAUGGCUUUCCUUUUUAGGAUGUGGAAGAGGUUUAUGCAGGAGAUAUUUGUGCUCUGUUUGGGAUUGACUGUGCCAGUGGAGACACUUUUACCUGUAGGGCCAGCGCUAACCUCUCUAUGGUGAGUAGGUUAAUUGUUUGCAGCUAAGAAAUGAUGUAGAUGCGGCUAUUUGAAGAGUUUUAAGAUGCGAGCAGAAUCUUGUGUUCAUUUUUUGUCACUUUGUCUCACAGGAGUCUAUUCACGUGCCGGACGCUGUUAUUUCCAUGUCAAUGAAACCUUCAAACAAGGUAAAAGAAAAGAAUAUUACUCAUAUGUAUUAUAAAAAAUCAAUUUCUGCAGAUUUAACUGAGUAACAAUUGUUCUUUCUUCUUGUAAGAACGACAUGGAAAAAUUUUCCAAAGGUAUGAAUCGAUUCACGAGAGAAGAUCCCACGUUCAGGGUGCAUUAUGACACAGAGAGCAAAGAAACCAUCAUCUCAGGGAUGGGCGAGCUGCACCUGGAAAUCUACGCCCAGGUAGAAUGCAACCGAAACAUAAUCUCCACAUUUUAUACAUAAUUUUUUAACAGAAAAUAACACAGUUAUUUUCUGGUUAUGUUUGAAUUCUACUCGACUUUGAUUUGUUGAGUUCGGAGCUGUAGGACUGCAACUGUAACUUUGUACAGUUGGGUCUCUGGCGCCAGAUCAUUAAAAUGAAGCUCUUCUCUCCAAAGCAGAGACAUUUGAACAAACUUUGCACGGAAUAGUUUUUAGUCUUUGUGUUUGAAAACUCUUUAAACUCCAGAUUUCUGAUCUUUUGUGCGUUUUUCUCUUCUCCUUUUUCUCAUUACGUUGUUCCAGAGAAUGGAAAGAGAAUACAACUGUCCAUGUAUAAUGGGAAAGCCCAAAGUGGCAUUCAGAGAGACGAUCACAAACCCUGUACCGUAAGUGUUGAUCUCCUUGCAUACACGCACACACAAAACUGAGGCAGCAGUCUGUAUAAACAGUUUAUUAAAGCUAAAAUACAGUUGCAGCCAAAGGCAUCACAUAACCUUAUUAUAUUUGGUGAGUUUGCUCAGUUAAUAGAAUCUAUCUGAAGUAUAAAAGUUUGUGUUGUUAAAUGGCUUCGCUUUGCUAAUGACGACAGCGUGGUAAAUGUCUGCACCUCAGUUUGAGUUUUGAGGUUUUUCACAGUGAUGACAGUGCGGCAGCUGCUCCAUCUGCAGCACUUUAACUCCCUCUGGAGGAGACCAAGUGAACUGCAGUUUCCAGUGAAUGAUUUCCUGCAAAAACAACAAAGAUUGACAGAUUAAUUCGAGCUGUUAGGUAAUGAAACCUUACCUCACAUGGUGCAUAAUUCGCAAGUGUCAACUCUAUAGCCCCAGAUCACUUAACUGUAAAGUACCUGCAGUGCUAAAAUGUAAGAGCUGGUUAUUCUGACAGGUAAUUAAUAGUUUAAGUUAUCAGGAGGGGGAAAACGGCUAAUGUGCACUCACUGCUGACAGCCGCUUGAAAGGUCGAAAUUGAUCAUUUUUGCUGAUUGACUGAUUAUUUUUGACGUAAUAGUUGUAUUUUUACUUAAAAACGGUUUAAUCAAAGCUACGGUCUUUUUUUAAGAGUGAUGCUGAAACCAACUGACAUGCAGCUUUUAAUAUUAUUACAAUAACAAUUACCUGUGACACCAUGUCGUGCAGCAGUAUGUGACCAUCAAACUUCAGCUGGUCGUUCUCCGUCGCCUGCAGCAGAAGAGACAAAAGAAAGAGGAUGAUAGAGACGCAAAGGAGUGCAAAGCAAACAUAAACCUCUAUAUCCUCAUUUAUAGAUGGAUUAUGAAUAAGAUAAACAUCAGCAAAAGCUCGACACCAAGAGGUGAAACAGCCUACCAGCUGUGUGACGUUGGCAACCUGAGCCAUGUUGUACAGAGUGUUCUCGUUUGAUUCCUUCAGCAUGACGAAGCUUGAGGCUACGAUGCUGAGGUGCCAGAAAGGCCUCAUGUCGUCAUCAAUCCGGCCGUGACUAUCUGUUGGUCAGAGAGGAGCUGUGUUUUAAAGGAUGUUAGUAUUUAUGUUACUCUGUCAGGCUUGGAGAUAUUGUGUAAGCAGAAAACCACUAACAGUUUGUGCUGAAAUACCAAGUUGCUUUAGUUUUGCAGCAGAUGUUGUGUAAUAUCAGAGCUGACCAGAGUAUGCAGAGAGUGUCUGACCGUACAUACCAGGUAAAUAUUGUGCAGAAACCAGGUUCUGGCUGUUCUUAUACUGUUGAUAGAAAGCCUCCUCCUGAGCCGUAAUGUUGACUUUGAGGAGCUCAUCACAGGAGGCCUGGACCUGCGCUGAGCCCUGCCGCUCUUCCCUCGGAAACAAAACUGAUGCAGAGAGUUUCUCUGUAGUCUGUGAGGAUUUUCAAAAUAAAAGCAGACAGCAGAGGGUAUAAAAAAAGGGUGAAAAAAGCAAGUUCGAUAAGAAAGAGAGCUAAGGUGUGGUCCAGAUGUUGCUAUGACAGCCAGUGAGUCAUGAUUGCACCACACUGACUCCUUUAAGUUGCUGUUUAGUUAAGUCUGGCCAGACCAGCUCACACAAAAGCAAGAGAUUAUCCAGCUGCACACUAAAGAAAAACUAAGUGUCUAUAAACACAGUUUGAAUGUAGAAAUAUUGACUUUCUUAGUACCAGCCACACUAUUGUCUGAAAGACCCAAAGUGGGAGCACAAACUUUAAAGUAGUUCAAAGUUGUUAAAAUUGACUGAUUCAAAAAAACAAAAAUCAUACAUUGCUUAUGCUCUCCUUCACGGUGAUCUCCAGCUGAUACUUUCUCCCAGAGUCGACCAGAUCCUGAAAACACAAGAAAGAAACUUGUGUAGUUAAAAGUUUACAGCUGUUGUAUUCUGUCACUGUAAAAGAGAAGAGUUCAGCUGACCUCUAAGUUUCCACUGUGCACCCUCGACAGUCUGAACAGCCUGAAUGGAGAGCCGUUGCGAGUGUUGAGGUAAUGCUGGACGACUUUAGCCGCUCUCUGAGCUUGGUAGUGGUUAGGGUUCAGUUCUCCAGUCGCCAUAACAUCCCCCUCAGCCUCCACGUCUAAGAUCUAGGAGUCAGACAGAGACGAUGGGAGUAAAUCAUAACAGAAGCUGCUGUAAUGAACAGGGCUGUGCUUCUAAUGGACUUUGACCCUCAGGUGUCAGCAGGAGAGGGUUUGUCUGUAGAUAAGAGAAAUGUCCAGACACUAUAGGAACAUCCAUUUAAGAAAGUAGAAGACAGAGAAUACCUGCAAAAGUCUCUCAGAAAAGUAGAACUGAUCAGAAAGCUGGUCUUGCCUGUAAAGCAAAAAGAAAACUGCAAAUCCCUGGUUGUCACCCGGCCCUUCAGGUGGAAAGUUUAUCAGCCCAGUGUUCAGUCUCAGCCGCUCCUCAUGCAAGUGGAAAAACUACUUCCUCUUUCCUCUGACAGCAGAGCUCUGAGAGGACCGCCUCCUUUUUAAAGAGACAGACCAUCUUUGUGUUCAGUCCUGCCUCCUCUGUGGAUCAGCUUCACAGAAAAGCAAUAGGAGCCUAAAGAACAACAGUUAUUCAAUCGAAACUGCCGGCAUGGAUUUGGAUUUGACAUAUUGUUCUCUGUAUUCUCAGCAUCACUGCUAAUGAAGUUUCCAAAGAUUCAAACAAUCCAAAAUGAAUUUGAAAUAUUGAUUUUUUUUUCCUGCAGUUUUGACUUCACACACAAGAAGCAGAGCGGUGGCUCGGGACAGUAUGGUAAAGUUAUUGGAAUGCUCGAACCUCUAGAACCGGAGCAUUACACCAAACUGGAGUUUGAAGACCAGACUAUCGGAACCAACGUCCCCAAACAGUUCAUACCAGCUGUGGAAAAGGUUAAUUUCCCUGGUUUAUAUGUGGUGACAGUCACAGGGUAGCUUUAUAAAUGUUAAAUAUCGUCAUACUUUCCGCUAUAUUCUCUCUGAUUAUUCAUUUCUUGUUUCUGCCCCUCACGCCGCAGGGUUUCAGGGAGGCCUGUGAGAAGGGACCCCUGAGCGGACACAAGAUUUCAGGAGUCAAAUUCCUUCUGGAAGACGGAGCGAAUCACAUGGUGGACUCCAAUGAGUUCUCCUUCACCCGAGCAGGAGAAGGCGCUCUCAAACAAGGUUAAGAUGAACCUGUUAUCUGACUCUUUUUUGUGUAUGUCGUUUCUCGUCUGUUGUUUGUUUGUUUACGCUGAUUUCUAAUAUCUUCUUAUCAGCCAUGGAGAGAGCCAACACAGCCAUCCUGGAGCCAAUCAUGUCAGUGGAAAUCGUGGUGCCUCAGGAGUUUCAGGGCGUUGUGAUCGCUGGUGUGAACCGUCGGCAUGGUGUCAUCUCAGGACAGGAUGGAUCUGAUGGAUACAUGACUCUGUAUGCUGAUGUGAGUCAACUUUAUACCCAAUAAACUUACACCAGUUACACACAGUAUUGUCACUGAGAGUACCUGAUUUGUCUCUGCUCAACACCAUUUAGAUGAAGUAUGUUUCUCCCAACAGAUUCCCCUCAAUGACAUGUUCGGCUACGCUACAGAACUGCGCUCCUUCACAGAGGUACAGUCAGUCCACAACAAUCCAGAUCACUUUGAGCUUUCAGAGGUGGGACACAGAGCUCUUGAGAUUUACCUCGUCCUGAAGUCCACAUAAACCAAGUCAACCAAAGUCCAACAUAAACACUAGACAAAGACUUCAGUUUGAUCUUUUUUCAUUCUAUUUUACAAAGGUGGAAAAACUCCUCAGAGGAGCUUUAAGUCUGGCAGAUGUUGAUGUAAUAAUAAGAGGGAUAUACGGUCUGUAAUAUAACAUAGUCUUGGGUGACCAUACGUCCUCUUUUACCGGGACAUGUCCUCUUUUUGGGGGGCUGUCCGGCCUUGUCUGGCCUGUAGGGGGAGUUUAUAAAAUCCUUCAAAUGUCUGGGUUUUGUAUGGAAGUUUUGAGUUUGUGUAGUUUGGACGACCUGAAAAACCCUCAAAAUUUUGCAUGCAGCUCCACUCCCCCGUAGUAGAGCCCUCUUUUUGGUGAUUCAGAAUAUGGUCAUCCUAACAUAGUCUGAAAUAAAGUCUAAUUCUAGGAGCUGACAGUUAUCUCUGAAGGACACUAAGAUUACAAUAUCAACAUGUUAGUGCUGUGAUGGUCAGAGAGUCUUUAAUGAGGAGAUCAGUCUGAGACUGAAGGACACAGAUCAACAAAAUCACUGUUUACAGAAGAGCAGGAAAACAUAGAUAACUUUCUGAUGCUUUCUUAUCUUCUGAUGUUUUUUUGUUUUUUCAGGGAAAAGGGGAGUAUACCAUGGAGUACAGCAGAUACCAGCCCUGCCUGCCAGUUACACAAGAGGAACUUAUUCACAAGUACUUGGAAGCUACUGGGCAGCUGCCAGCGAAGAAGAACAAGUGGAAGAGCUGAAAUCUCUCAAAUUAGCCCAGUUAUUGAACUCUGACGUGAACACCUUCCUCACCCUCGCCUCGACAAUGAGACGACUUUAAUUUGUAGAGCCAUAAAAGCUGGACAUUUUACUUUCAGACUUACCUGCCACAAGAUUAUAAACACCAGGGUGAUCUCAUGCAACUCAAUCCAACAGCUCUGCCAGAAAGAUAGUCUUAGUAUUUUUUUGCUCUUGUUUUAGUCAGUUGGACAAACUACGACAUUGUGACACCACCAGCCAUCACAUCUUCUUUAGUAUAAUGUUAAAAUUGUCUCCUGUCUGGACGUAACAAAAACUGAAACUGUGGAAGCUUCCUGAAAGUUUGUGGAAAAGCUGUUGUGUUGGAUUUUCUGUACAUUUUCCAGGUGUAUCUAACAUUGUGGUAGGUGAGUACACAGUGUCGUUCAAACUACAAACCAAACGUUUGACCCCUGCUGAAAACAUAUUUAUUACCAUUAUUUUUACUGCAGUUUGACCUCUCAGUUCUGCAGCCAGCAUUUUGCAAAACAGUGGAAAGCUCUGUGUUUUGACUCGGGCUUAUUAUGGGUUUUGUACUGUGUACAGAAUGAUCCGGAUGUUAUGAUGUAUGCAACAAAGAAAUGUCUUUUAAAGAGAACUUCCCAUGUCUCAACAA